Molecule: messenger RNA, 1546 nt
Organism: Filobasidium floriforme
Lineage: Eukaryota; Fungi; Basidiomycota; Tremellomycetes; Filobasidiales; Filobasidiaceae
Product: thaumatin family-domain-containing protein
Exons: 9
Coding region: 1-1461 (486 amino acids)
Biological process (GO): defense response
Cellular component (GO): extracellular region
Source: RefSeq, a predicted model, not a curated record
AUGAAGGCCGUUCAUUUUCUCUCCCAAGUCUUGGUCCUUCUAGCCGGGUCCAGUUCGGUCUUGGCCAAGGAUAGGAAACUCACUAUCAAAAACUCCUGCGCCGCCAAAGUCUGCCCGGGGGUCGACCAAUCCGCCGCGAAGAAGAAGCUAUCCUUCCCCAACGGAAAAUCCGGCAACCUCGGCGGGUGGUGUCUCGGUUCGGGCGAGUCUACCGUACUGACCCUGCCCGGGACUUGGAGCGGCAAGUUCUGGGGCAGGACCGGGUGUGAUGAAGGUGGGAAGUGCGUUACGGGAAAUUGUGGGGGUGUGGACUGUACGGGCGGGAACGAAGGGUCUGUCACUCUAGCCGAGAUUACUACUUUUGACGGCAGUAACGCUCAGGAAUUUGACUUCUAUGACAUCAGUCUUGUCGACGGCUUCAACAUCCCGGCUUCCUUGAGCCUGCCUGGAAGCCAAUGCCCGACCUCGUCUUGCGAAGGCAAUGCCAACGCCCACUGUCCCGACGAACUUCGUACCUCGAUCGACAAGGGCACCAACAUGGCCUGCAUGUCCGCCUGCAAAGCUGGGUUCGGGGUCGCCACCGUGUCUCACGGAGGAGGCAGUUCCAAGGCGAGCAUGAACUGUUGUUCAGGGCCCUGGGCCUCUCCUGAGAACUGUCCGAAGGAUUGUAUCGACUACUACGGCGCGCUGAAGGACGCCUGUUCGACCGGUUACGCUUAUGCCUUCGAUGAGAACCAUAAAAAUUCUCUCGGAAGCUGUCCAGGCGAUCAACCCGACUACGAGCUGGAGUUUUGCCCAGGCGGGUCUUCUUACGAAGGAAACGCUGGUGGAGAUACCAAGUACCUCAACCAGAUUUCUUCGCACGAGACUUGCGCUGCAAAGCCCUUGCUGCCCGGUUGGAGUAUCGUCGAGCCGGCAACCCUUUUCGCCGGAGGAGGCAAAAGUUCCAAUCAAGAACCUCAGGCCAACACCGAGCAGAAGGGCAUCGGCUCUCCAAGUUCAGCCUCUUCCACCACCUCAGAACCCACUGGAGACGCUGCAAUCCCUCCUGUCCCGGUGAAUUCGGCGGCCUCUUCUUCUAUCGCUCUGGGCGUGGCAACCGGCCCAGCCGAGAUUGUAGCCACGACCGAAAACGCAGUACCUGCACCUGCACCUGCAGCGACCUCGGCUUCGCCUACGACCCUGACCGAUUCCGUCGAGCCCGUCGUCCCUCCCAAAGGCGCGGCGACGACCGCCACUGACCCUGCUCCAUUCGUGCCCACCGUGCCCGCUCCGACCGAGCCCGCGGAGACAGUUCAAACCGGCCGUGGACAUCAUCACGGAUUCGGGAACCCUCCCACGAAACGAGACGAGCAAGAACGUUCGGUUCCGCCUGGUGAAGGUGGUAAUUACGCUGCGAAAAGGUCAGCUCGUCAGCACAAGAAGAGGUUGAUCCACAAGUCUGGCGCCGGCAUCUUGUAAGGCCGCUUGACCACAAAUACCCCUCGCUCUUGAUAGGGACAUGCUUUUGUGGAGACAUGAACAUAUCAUCUGCUUUUUUUUUUUU